Molecule: messenger RNA, 597 nt
Organism: Vanrija pseudolonga
Lineage: Eukaryota; Fungi; Basidiomycota; Tremellomycetes; Trichosporonales; Trichosporonaceae
Exons: 3
Coding region: 1-597 (198 amino acids)
Source: RefSeq, a predicted model, not a curated record
AUGUCCCAAAGUAUUGGUCCCAACCGUCCCGGCGGGCCCACACAGUCCUUCUACCACUGGGGGAGCGGUAAGCUCACCACGACGCCCCAGGCGACCGCAACGAGCAACUCCUUCAACACUUCCAGCGCCCUUUCUUCCCACCCGCCGGCGGCAGGCCCCUUCGAGGCCACUGUCCGCUACUCGGACGUCUCAUUCAGAGACCACGUCAUGUCCCGCUAUGGCCACGCGCUCCUCGUCGGUCUCCAGUAUGCAGACAUGAUGGUCGGCGACUCUUUUACCAACGCCGAAUACGCCGAGCUCGAGGAGAAGUGGAUGGGGAAGCGCGUUGGACUCUCUUGGGAGACGGCCAGCAAGCUGAACGAGAUCAUCAAGGAGGGGUACGAGUCUUACAAGACGUCAAACUUCGCCGCCAACUUCGCAAGCAACUCCCUCAACAAGCUCAUGAACAAGAAGCCUCAGUGCACCCUGAUGAGCUUCAAGGACUUUCGCUGGUGGUGCAACUCCUACAUUGCCGCGAACGCCCAUAUCACCAAGGCUAAUCGCGACCGCACUACGACCAUCGCCUCGCGCGCAUCGGGGGAGACAGUGGACCAGUAG